This is a messenger RNA of Nannospalax galili (Upper Galilee mountains blind mole rat), 738 nucleotides long. RefSeq names its product CD177 antigen-like. Gene Ontology annotation, cellular component: plasma membrane; plasma membrane raft. The transcript has 6 exons. NCBI's taxonomy places the organism in Eukaryota, Metazoa, Chordata, Mammalia, Rodentia, Spalacidae. Gene Ontology annotation, biological process: leukocyte cell-cell adhesion; cell-cell junction maintenance; regulation of integrin-mediated signaling pathway. Bases 1 to 738 code for a protein of 245 amino acids. The record is from RefSeq and is a predicted model, not a curated record.
AUGAGCGUCUGUGCUAUCCAAAGUUUGCUGAUCCUCUUUCUCCUAGGAUUCUACCCCUGCUUAGAUACCUUAACCUGUCACAAGGGGAUCAUGUUGAAAUUUGACAACAACUUGGCUAUAACACCAGUUGAAUGGUUUUCACUUGGGACCCAGAAAACUGAUUCCAGAGAGAUAUGUCAGGAGACACUGCUGCUCAUAGAUGUAGGAGAAAGAUCAGUCCUAGUGGGGAGCAAAGGCUCCAGCAGUGCUGGGGCACAGGAUUCCAGGGCUGUCACCAUCCAUUCCCAGGGCUCUGGAGUGGUGGCUGCCUCUUACGUGCAGUACUGCUCCUCUGACUUGUGCAACGAAGCCAACAGCAGCAGCGUGCUUCUGGAAUCCCUCCCUCUUCCAGAUUUCUCUCCCCCUGGAACCCUCCAGUGUCCUGUCUGCUUGCAGUUCUAUGGAGCUUGCUCCAGGAACUCCAACUUUGUCUUCUGCCCUCAGAACACUCGGUGUUACACUGCUGACAUUCACAUUGAUGGAGGUGGGCUCUCUACCAAUUUUAGUGCUGAUGGAUGCUUGGCCUUAUCUACCAAAUCCUUAUUUGGUAACUCUGAUACUAUCGGAAUCUUCUCUAUAUUGGAAAAGCAUUCUGAUAGUCUCCAAGAUGCUGCAGCCCGAAGCACUUGGGCAUCACUGAGAUUGAUGACCAUCCUCAUCAGCCAGGGUCCCAGCACGAAGAACUUUCACCUCAUCUGA